AGUCUAUAGAAUAUCAAAUAUUGAUUAACGAAUCAUUACAAUGUAAAGACAAUUUUUACGACACUGAAACCGCAUACGAUCAAUCCAUGCCCUCGCAGUUUUAGGAGAAGAACUGAGAGGCUCUCAUUGUGAACUCGUACGUCGAUCUGGUGCCACUGUGGCAUCCAGUUCCUUGCAAAACGACAAAUACACGAAAUAUAUCGGCAACAGCCUCAUGCAUUUCACAUACGAAGCGAUAGGUGCUGCUGGAAGAGUCGGUCAUUCUCUUCCUGAUCCACUUUAGUUUUUCUACUGGCAUUUCAGCUGUUCAGCGUACCUCUUAAUUGAUUUUGGAUACCUCACUCAGAACGUGUUGAGGAUCGAGUGAAAAAAUAUCAAAGUCGUAGUCUUGAACAGCCAAAAAUAUGGGGGAUAACAUUCCCCCAUUGGCACAAUGUGAAUGAUUCUUGAUUUUGCUCUAUGUGAAGAUGGAAACUUUUUCUUCUGAAAAAACUUAUGUUGUGUUUCAUUUUGACAUUAAGAAUCCGGAAAGCAUGUGAUUACCUUCAAAUUGGAGAGAUAUGUUGUAAAACUUUAUGAUCUGAAGUGCUUUGAAGUUGCAAAGAAGUAUGACAAUGGAUACUGCAAAGCAACAGUCAAGAAUGUUGACAACAAGUUCCAUUGAACUGAAAGACGACCUGGACAAGAGACUAGAGAAAUGUUACAGUUCUCUGACUUCACUUAUAACUGGCCUAUCAGAAAGAGAAAUCAAUGACACAUUGAAUGCACAUGUGAGCAAAGGCCAGCUUCAACAUGAGGAGACACAACUUGGGCAGUUUUACUCCAUCUUGGUGGACCCAAAGAUUGCAGCUAAGACAUAUCGCGACAUGGUCCUGAUAUCUAGGGAUGGGCUCACCAUGGUGUUGACCAAUGUCAACAUGGUGAUCCACGAAAAGUGGUUAAAACUUCAGGAAACUGCCAGAGCUCAGCUGGUGUGGCUGUGUAAGGAGUUGGUGCGGAACAACGUGACGGGCGCUGACAGUGUAUGCAGCUCUCUCAUCAGACAGAUUGCAGGUGGAGAUGUCACUACAAAGAACAUCUGGCUGUGUGAGAGCAUGCUGGAUAUGUUCUUAGAAUAUAGACAGUGGCUGGAGAAGAAUCCUCAACUCAUCCCAGGAGUGGUCUACACAUUCUUGAGAGUCAUUGUUGACCAUGGGAACCCCAACCUGUCCAUCGUCCGGCAGAAGGAGGUGGAGCUUUGUAUUGGACUUCUCAGGGAGAAGUUUGUUGAUUGUAUGGUGAUUGGACGGGAUCUCAUCCGACUUCUCCAAAACGUUGCAAGGAUUCCUGAAUUUGAUAAAUUUUGGCGGGAUAUGAUAAACAAUCCAACAGCAUUGUGUCCAGCCUUCACAGGCAUUCUGCAGUUAUUGCAAACACGUACAUCACGAAAGUUCUUCAUUGCACGUCUCACUCCUGACAUGGAGAACAAGCUUGUCUUCUUGCUGACAAAGGUAAAAUUUGGGCAGCAGAAAAGAUAUCAAGAUUGGUUUCAGCGACAGUAUCUGUCAACCCCUGAGAGCCAAUCCCUCCGGUGUGAUCUCAUCCGUUACAUCUGUGCUGUGUUUCAUCCAUCCAAUGAGCUCCUGUGUUCUGACAUCAUUCCACGCUGGGCUGUGAUUGGCUGGCUUCUCACCACGUGUACAUCCAACGUAGCAGCCUCUGAUGCUAAGCUUGCUCUCUUCUAUGAUUGGUUGUUGUUUGUUCCUGAGAGAGACAGCAUUAUGAAUAUUGAGCCUGCUAUCCUGGUGAUGUACCACUCAAUGCGACCUCACCCUGCCAUCACCGCCACGUUGCUGGACUUCCUGUGUAGGAUCUUGACUAAUUACUGUCCCAUGUUAUCGGUACAAGUUCGUCAGGGUAUCUUCACAUCUUUAAAAACAAUACUGGAGAAAAGAGUGUUACAGUCUUUAUCCCCGCUGUUUGAUAAUCCCAAACUGGACCGAGAACUUCGGACUUUGUUACGAGACAAAUUUGCAGAGUUCUGUUCACCAGAAGCACCCAAGGAGGAACCAGCACUGAAAGGGGAGGUAAUAGACUUGGAUAACGGCAGCAAUCAUGUAGAGGACAACAACUUGUCCGAUGCGAGAUUCAGUGAUGAGGAAGAUGAGAUUCCUCUAGGAAAGCUAAAGCAAGAAAUGAAAUUCCAACCCAUACCCGAGCCACCUCGUUUUCAACCUGUGGAUAUAUCCGAGCAUCUUCAUCAGUUACCUGAAGAACUCCAGGGGUUCACUCAGGAGUUGCAGAAUGAGACAGACCAGGAGAGUCAGUGUGAAGUCAUUGAUCGUUUGAUGCAGGCCGUCAUACAACAGGAUGACUUCGACCUGGAUGUAGCGACACCAUUGGCUGUGUGCCUGUGCCAGAUUCUCAGUCCCCAGUUCAACUUGAACCUCUUGCCUCAGGAGAUAGAUGAAGAAUCUAUAGAAGAUUCAAUAGGAACGCCAAUAUUUGUUAUGUUUAGGUUUUUAAGUCAAAUGUCGGAGGAGGACCCACGUCGACAUCCGAUACUGCAGUUAUUAGGGGAAAUGUAUCUUCGGCAGCCCAGGAUAGGCUACCAUCUGCUGUACUUCCUCAAAGUCAGCAAAAUGAAUGAAGAAAAAAUGGCAACAUACAAAGAUUUCUGUAAAAGUAUGGAUACAAAAGACCCCUCUGAAUAUUUGUUACAAGAUUUAAAGCAAUGUCAAGAAGAUGAUGUCCGAUUAUUUACAUAUCUCAUACCCGAUGUCUACACACACUUUCCUGCCAUUGCUGUUGGUAAUGCAGAACUCCUCCAUGUGUUGGUCUCCUGCAUAGAUGGAACUCAGCUCCAGGAUUUGAUUUGUCAGAUACUUCAAGGUCAUCUCAUCAUGUUCAACAACAAGGAGACCUUCCUCUCUGUGCUCAAUGAAAGUCUGGACUGGGAAACAAUCGAGCAGUACUUCCUGUGGCAGCUGAUCAUGUCUCACAACAUACAGAUCGAACACAUCCUUCCAAUAUUACCCAAACUAGAAUUUGGAGCUCAUGCCGAGGCAAUGACAAGUAUAUUAGUGUUACUUAAGCAAGAAAGCCCAGCAGUGGACUUGUUGAGACCAAUACUGGUUCGAGAGUGUAAGAAGAAUGACUUCUUCACAGUAUCAAUACUGAAGUAUUGGGCCCAGGAACAUGAAGACAGGCUAGCAGAACUCAUAAACCAACAACUUACAAAGUUCAAUGGAACCCCAAAGAAAAGACAAAGAACUGGAUCAGCACUGAAGAAGGACAAUCCCUCAGUGGACCAGGUGUUGUCCCAUUUAGACCACAUGCGGCAAGUGUGUCGCAACAUAUCAUUUCUCAACAAUGAAAGUGUUCAGCAUGCCUUGCAGCAAGUACAGUCCUUUGCUACAGAAUCACAGAAAACAAAAUACAGUGAUCUUCUUGCGUUAGCGGAAGAUAUUGAAGACAUCAAGACAACCCGUGUGUUGAGGGGAGGACGGAAGGCAUCCAACGCUAGUCCCAAGGCCAACAAGUACAGGAAGGCAGUGGUUGAUGAAUCAGAAAGUGAAUCUCUUAGCAGCGAGGAUGAAGAAAUGAAGCCAAAGGCUAAGAAGCGGAAGAAGGCAGCGGCCCCAUUAGAGGACGACAGUGACUGAAAGUCUUGACGAUCAUAUGGAUGGAAACUUAGAACAUCUGUCUGUGCCUACCAGUGUUGGAGCAAUGCCAGAUAAUGGACUUCUGUGAACCAGAGACGAUUAGACCAGGAACAUGUCUUACGAUACUGUUUGAAGAUUUGCCCCGUGAUUGACAAUGAAUUGUUAAUGUCUACUGAACCACAUUUGGUAUGGUCACUCGUCUCCACAUUCCAGUCUUGACAAAGGCUGAUGACCUUCAGGAAUGGGAGAUAAUCUGAACUGAGGAUGAAUGUCCCUGUGGCAGCUAUCUAUAGAUGUGUAUCAGUACACAUGCACCAACUUCAUUUACAUUGUGGACAAGUCUAAACAUGAACUACUGCUAUCCUAACAACCAUGUAUAGCAGUUAAAUCCAAACCUUCCUCAAAUCAUCCACCUGUAUGACUGCUUGAGAGGAUCAUGUGUCGAUUUUUAAUGUAGAUGCCUACCAUGAUAAAACAUUGGUCUGGACCAAGUUAGGUGAUGAGAAUGCUUCAACAUCUUACCUACCGUGUAUACCAAGUAUAACAGGUGCUGCUUUAUUACGUUUGGAUGAGACUUGGGAAUGACAAGACCUUGAAUGAAGUACUGUAUGACAAAGGAAACUACGCAAAAUUCAUUCAUCUUUGUGUGCUACACACAGACUGUUUGUGACAGUGCUGACUAGUGAACUACUUGAAGAUUUCAAGUAAUAUCAAAACCCAUCACGUGAUUCAUCGUCGUUUCAUAACGAGAAUAACCAUCGUGAAGAUGUAAUUGAUAAUGUCAGGAUGUUAGAUAAAGGAGGAUGAGAGUUGACCAGGUUGUGUUUUAGGAUACAGAGCAGCUGGUAUUAAUCUUGAAAAUCUAAGGCAGUAUUCAUAUUUCAUGUUAAUGAACAAAAGGCCCUUCAGGGGGCAUUAGGUGUGCGAGCUCUGUGAGCUCUUAGUUUCAAUGAAUCGGUCUGUCAUUUUGUUAUGCUGCAGGUAUAGAGUCGAGUUAUGUGACAAGCGUCAACUUGUGUAUACGCGUCAACUUGUGUAUACGCUUACUAUGAUGAACUAAAAUCACUUGGGUUGCAUCCCAAGAGUCGGUAUUGAAUGUUGGUCCCUAUGUUUGUUUUGGCUUGUUUACCUUCAACAUAUCUGUCUGAAUACUUUCUUAUUAUCUACGCCAUAAUUACUACUGAUGUUUACAAUUUCCUACUGUCACUGAACUGCAACAUGUUUUGUCUCCUUGAACACAACCUAGGUGUCAUAUGUGUAUAUCUUCCGAGGACUGUGAUGGAAUUAGCUAUGAUUCUCUCCAGUGUGAUCCUAUUGAAUGUCAUGCUUGUACAGUGGUCUGAGUGGACAGUCAUCACUAUCAUCCCCCAUACUGUUGUUGGACAAUUGUCUUUUUACCAUGCAUACGGCCAUUGAAAUGUCUUCAUAUACAGUAAUUAACUCGCACGUGCAGCCUUUGGAUUAUCUCCCCUUAUUUUGUUUGGAUUAUCUCCCCAUACAGUCUUUGGAUUAUCUCCCCUUAUCUUGUUUGGAUUAUCUCCCAAUGUCGCCUUUGGAUUAUCUCCCUUCACAGUGGCAUGAUUGUGAAAAUGAAUUUCAAUUCUUGAUGGGUCACAUCCAUCCCCAUAUAUAUUUUUCAUCCAUCAUUAUUCUAAUACAUUUGUACCCUAUCAUCACAUCAAAGACAUUUACUGAAAGGGAUGCUGGACCCAUAUCAACAGACUCGUUUCUUCGUACAAGGUUGGCCUGGAUGUUUUCUGGUAUGCAAGAGAAGGCAGUUUUGUGCUCAACCAGAAAGUUCCAUAGACAGAAAGGAUUGUGAUUACUGUACGAUCACAACCUGCCAAUUGAAGCUGCCCCUGAUGUGAAUGAUGAAUGGGAUGUGUCUCUGCUAAUCCCUGUGUGGCCACUGUUCACUGCGUUUCUUCACACCUGGUCUCUUCAUCAUUUUGUUCAGUGAUGUUUUGUUUGUUAGAUUAAAUCUGUUUCUGAGAGUGCUGAGACUGCCCCAUUUCUUUUUACAACAUUGGUUUGUAACCAUGGUUACAAGGAACAAACAGUCCUACGCUUGUACCCACCAUCGGAUGACUUGUAUACUGAGUGUUUAUGUAUAUUACGAGAUCGCAGUGGUGGAUAGCUUUAUUGAAAGAAAUUCUCAUGGCUCAUUGUGUAUGAAUCACAUCAUGUUUCUCACCGUGUUGAUAGCUGAUUCAACUAUCAGGGACUAUGGACUUGCAAACUUCUCUGCAUUUGUAUCAUAGUAUGUUUUAGCAGAUGUAAAAUGUAUAUGAAUCAUGAA
Molecule: messenger RNA, 5943 nt
Organism: Haliotis rubra (blacklip abalone)
Lineage: Eukaryota; Metazoa; Mollusca; Gastropoda; Lepetellida; Haliotidae
Product: integrator complex subunit 3-like
Exons: 32
Coding region: 609-3644 (1011 amino acids)
Cellular component (GO): cytoplasm
Source: RefSeq, a predicted model, not a curated record